Babesia ovata is the source of this 2259-nucleotide messenger RNA. RefSeq names its product vesicle transport protein. Bases 1 to 2259 code for a protein of 752 amino acids. Gene Ontology annotation, biological process: vesicle-mediated transport; intracellular protein transport. The record is from RefSeq and is a predicted model, not a curated record. Gene Ontology annotation, cellular component: CORVET complex; vacuole. The transcript has a single exon. NCBI's taxonomy places the organism in Eukaryota, Apicomplexa, Aconoidasida, Piroplasmida, Babesiidae.
AUGUCGCUGGUGGACAGGGUGUCCUCAGACGCCAGAGCGGAGUUCCUGUCUUCUAUCGCAAACAUUGUAGUUUCCAUCGAAAAGUCGCUGUCUGCGGAAUCUGGUGGUUCAUUAAACGGGACUAAUGGGCAUAGACAUGUUCAGUAUCGUGUCGCUGGGACCUUUUCGUCUCCGGAAAGUGGUGAAUCGCAGGACAGUGCAGGGUGCAUUCGUCAGUUCAUAUCCAAGGGGAAUAAGUUGCAUCUGAACUGCACCCAGGAUGUACAUGACCUUAUAUCGCAUUUGAUUGGUGCGGACGAGCUAUCGGCGCUGGGAUUGGACUCUUUUAGGACGCUAGCUGCUCAACAGGCAUGGCGCUCAUCACCAAGGAAGACCGAAAGCAAAUCAUCUGGCCGGUCGUACACACUAUAUAUGAUUCGACCGACGCUGUCAGAUGCUGCUCAACUGAAGUCGGUGCUGCAUUAUGACAGGAGCGAGUGCUACGUGUUGUGCCUGCCGGAGGUAUCCGACAUGUUCCCAGGGGUGUUGCAAGGAAUGCUUGGCAAGUCGUUCACCGUGCUGCGAGGCAUUGGUGGGCACCGUGGCAAUCGCGUGGUGCACCUAUACAGCUGCAAUGUGCAUAUGGCGCCAGUUGAAUCGUCUGUCCUUUCGAUGUUCAUCUCCCGGUCAUUCCAGACGUUCUACGCAGAAGGGGAUCCCAUGUCGGCGUGGUUCUACUCCAAAGCAUUGGAACACCUGGAAAGUCGGAUAUUCGACGGUGCUGUGCCAAGGGUCACGUGCCUAGGGCACCUUUCUCGGAUGGUGGCCGAGAUACUGCUAAAGUGUCGCAGGGACUCUGCUGCUGAUCUGAUCAUACUUGGCACUGAGCGGUCCCACGCUGGAUCGGACAUGCCGUAUCUGACCAAGGAACUGAAUGCACAUCGUUACGGCAAAGAGUCGACAACGGCAAGUUCUGCAGAAACUCAUUCUCCGAAAACCGGAGACAAAGGUACUAAUGCGGAUGCGCGGGCGACUACGGACACCAUGCGACUGCUCCGCCAGUCGUCCAUGGUGGACGAGGCUGUGCUCAUAGACCGAUCUGUGGAUUUAGUAACGCCUAUGUGCCUCAACUUCACGUACGAGGGCCUACUGGAUAACCUGUUUGGAGCUGUCAAAGGUAAUCUGCACCUGCCUCCCGGCGUUGUGGAGGGUUCAGCGGGAGCGGCGCCGAUAGGUAUCCUGGACCAAUAUCGCAGUAACAUCACAUCAAAUAAAGGAAGCUCUUCUGCCAAAUCCACGCAGUCCAGCUCUGUCUUGACGCUGAACUCGCCGUUAUACAAAGAAAUACGCUGGAUGAAUUACAGCGAGGUAGGCAAGUACCUGCACCAACGUGCGCUACAAGUGCACAAAGGGUACGAACGUGGCGGUUUGUCUACUCUUGGUGAAAUGGACGCUUUUGUGAAGAAAUUUAAGAACCUGCAAAAGGAACAUUCCGAACUCUCGGUCCAUGUCAACUUGAUGUCGUGGCUUUCUUCGCUGGUCAACGGCGACCUCAUCCAGCUUUUACAGCAUAUGGAGGACACUAUAUUGCAAUACUCUUCAGACGCGAAGCCCGAGGACUCUAAGUUGGCGUCCAUUACAGCUAAACUGUUCAAUAAGCCCUGCGACCCCUUUGUGGCGCUGUUCCUGGAUCUCAUUUUCUGGAACGUCGACGUCAAUCAGCUAUAUAGGUUGCUGGUGCUAGCAAGCCAAACUCGAGAUGGAAUCAAGUCUGGCGAUUUGCAAAACAUCAAACGCGCUGUGGUGGAUCAGUACGGAUUCAACCAGUUACUGGCGAUGCAUGAGCUGGAACGUAUGGGCAUGGUGCGGGUCAACGAUGCGCCAGAUGGGAUGCGGUGGUCUCGACUUUGCAAAAAGUUAAAUUUGUUGGUGGAUCGAGACACCGGAUCAGCAGACUACUCAAUGAUUUUCGGAGGGUACGCGCCCAUAUCGCUGCGGCUGUAUCAGUUGAUCGUGCUGUCACGUGGGCUCGGUUCUGUUCAAUCAGAGCUGCGGUUGCUGAACUGCCCAGUAUCUGUGCUGCGGCAGAAGAACCUCGUUUCCGAACACAAGCGCCAGGAGUCCAAAGCUGCAACAUAUAAGGUUUUGGGUUAUCUGGGUGGCGUGACUCUUGGCGAAAUUGCCGCGGUCGCCUCCCUUAACCAGAAGCAAAGCCAAAAGAUACUUCUGAUCACCACCGAUAUCGUAGGCAUGAGAAACAUGCUCAAAGUAGACGUAUAA